UUCUUUUCUUUUGUGUGGGAGAGAAAUUAAUUAGGGGUGCAUAGAUGGGUAAUAGUUUAGGCGGCAAGAAAAUGACCAAAGUCAUGAAAAUAGACGGUGAGACUUUUAAACUGAAAACUCCGGUGACGGCGGAGGAGGUCUUGAAAGACUUUCCCGGCCACGUUUUGUUAGACUCCGAAUCCAUCAAGCACUACGGUGCCCGAGCCAAACCACUUGAGUGGAGGCAGAGGUUGGAGGCGAAGCGGCUAUAUUUCGUGGUGGAGCCGGUGAAAGAGUGUCCACCGAGAAGGGUAAGAUCGGGAAUCCACGUGAGUGCCAAGGAGAGGCUUGAGAGUCUCAUGCUUGCCCGGAGAUCCUCUUCCGAUCUCUCCAUACUCAAACCAGCAGGAGGAUGGACGACGGAGGAAGAAGAAGGAGCGGUGAGGAGGGUGAAAGUGAGGAUUCCCAAGGCGGAGCUUGAAAGACUCGUUAAAGAAGGAGCCACCGAAGCCGAAGCCACCCAAAAGAUCGCUGCUCUCUUUAUGGCCAAACAGAGGCAAGAGGAGGCACAUCAGAAAACGCGAGAGGAUGAGCCCGCCACCACCGUCACUGCCGCCGCCACAAGAGGAGUCAAAUCCCGUCUGAAACGAGUGAGUUUCAUGGCGGAAAGAGGAGGAAGCGAGAUCACUGUAGCUUGAACCAAUAAAAUAUAUAUGUAUUAGAGAGUGCUUCCCAACGUUUCUGCAAAUGUAUGUACAUAAAAAACGCAGAAAGUUUGA
Arabidopsis arenosa is the source of this 758-nucleotide messenger RNA. Lineage: Eukaryota; Viridiplantae; Streptophyta; Magnoliopsida; Brassicales; Brassicaceae. The record is from the annotation of a GenBank genome assembly.